Molecule: messenger RNA, 2904 nt
Organism: Exophiala oligosperma
Lineage: Eukaryota; Fungi; Ascomycota; Eurotiomycetes; Chaetothyriales; Herpotrichiellaceae
Exons: 3
Coding region: 367-1986 (539 amino acids)
Source: RefSeq, a predicted model, not a curated record
CUCGUCCCGUACAUACUUUGCGCUGCCACCGCAAUCUUGGAUUCUUGUUGACUCUCUGCGCUGCUCUCUCAAUAAUCACUUGCUUUUCAUACCGUGCGUUUGGUCGACGACGUAACAGCAUAGUCUUAUUUCCUACCUACCUGGGUAAUUUAUUGGUUCCCUCCACGCCGAAUAUCGAUCACCGGGUUCCUGUCAAAACCGGAGAAAAGAGGGCUUGAGCGUCGCGCGUCCGAGCUUUUUCUCGAAAAGUUGUCGCCUGGAAGAUUCCCUCGAACAAUUACGCCAUACUUUCUUUGCUCAUUUUCCCCUCGUGUUCCUUACCUACUCACCUGUCAUCCACGCUCAUAUUCUUGAGAAAGAACGAACAUGGGCAGCUUUGUUUUCAAAUGGCCGCACCCUGAUGCGGACGAUGUCCAUGUCACCGGCACCUUUGACGAUUGGGGAAAGACGGAAAAGUUAAACAAGGUCGGCGAGGUCUGGGAGAAAGAGGUGCAAUUGCCAAAAGCCGAUGAAAAGAUUUUGUACAAGUUCGUGGUCAACGACAACUGGGUCAUCGACACAGAAGCCCCCCAUGAGGACGACGGUCAUGGCAACGUGAACAAUGUCCUGCUGCCAGAAAACAUCAAGACAAAAGCGGAUGCUCUGACGACGUCGAGCGCUGCGCCAGAAAGCACCACCGCAGCAUUGGCUGGUGCGGUUCCUUUGGAGCCUAGGAAAGAAGCUACCGAAGUCACUUCUGCGAGCGACUCCGCCCCCAAUAAUGAAGUUACUAAGAGCAGUCCGCCAGGUGCAUUUCCGGAAACACCCCAGCAGGAAUCCGAGUCCUAUGGUGUCAACCCACUCCCCCCAACUGCCGGCGCAGGCAAUCCCGUAACUCUUCCUGCUGGCGAAGCAGUCCCUCCCCCGGGAGAGGUUACUUCCAACAGCGUCCACUCCGCCGUCACUCAGUCACAGGAAGAUUACGAGAAGGCAGGCACAACACUUCCGAUGAUCGGAGGAGUACUUCCUGGCGUUGGGGCCAUGGCCGCCGCGAACACCUCCUCAGGCAAGAAAGAAAACCUCAUUCCCGAAUCAUCGCUGCCCAUGGGCGAAGGCGCGACUUCGGCGCUCGAUGCCUCGGGUCCUACAAUCACAUCUGCUGCCCCAACUUCGACAACUGCCGCUUUGGCUGGACAAGUACCUUUGGAAGAGCGCAAGCCGGCCACCGUCGUUUCAGAGCAGGCGACAACGGAGACCGUACCAGAAGUCGUACAGGAAUCUAUCGAAAAGGCCCACACAUCUCCUGAAGCCACUACUUCUGCCGAGGCUGUCAAGGAAAAGGCAGAGGUGGAACAAGAGCUGAUGAAGAAGGUGCCGGAGGCUGAGGAAGCUGGGGAACCCGCGCCAACCAUCGCAGCAGCCACUUCGGAGACCGCUCCAACGUCCGCUACCAGCCCCUCGACCGGCGCUGUGCCCGGGACUUCGUCUGCUGCUGCUGCUGCCGUCGCAGAUGGCGCCGAGGGUGGCGAAACACCAAGUGAAGUCACCAAGGCCACCCACCCCGUUGAGAAAACGGAAGCCGACAACACGGAAUACGCACCGCCCGUUACUACUAGCAGUGCCCCUGGCGUUUCUGGUGCGGCAGCUGCUGCGGUCUCAGAUGGCGCGGAGGAUCCUACUCUUGCCGAUGAGCCUGCCGUUCGCAUGAUGAACCAAAACGAAUCUGGCGAGCCAACAAGCGCCACCGAGGCUGCGAAGACGGAGGCGACUCCAGCGGCGGAAGCUACACCCAAGGCAAGCGCAAAGACCGAGACCCCUGCAGCGGCUGCAGCAACUCCUGAAUCGAAGAAGGAGACGGCGGCAGCACCUACUCCUUCAUCUGGAACUGGCACUAGCACUCCUCAGAAGGCGACUACAACUACUCCUGCCGAAAGCCCUGCAUCAGCCUCAAAGGAGAAAAAGAAGAAGCACCGAAUCAGUUCUUUGUUCAAAAAGAUCUUCGACUAAACGGGAUUGGACAGAUCAACCGCGGCUCAAACAGAAACAAAUGACGUGCAGGUGUUGAAUUGUUUGAAGGGAAUGCCUGUAGGGGUCGGGAAGUGCAUUGCGAGGCACGGCGCAUUGCUGGGUUUGGACAGCGGAUCCUUUGAUUUGGGUUUGUUUGUCUUGUAGAUAUCCCCUCCAGUUGGUUGUGUUUGGAAUGUGCGCGAGAUAAUCUUUGGUUUGUUUAAUACACUAAUACUGCUAAGAAGUGCAAUGCGAUGCGAUGGGAAAUGUUCUCGUGCGAUUCUAGAAGACUUCUCGAAGAUCUAUGGAUGGACAGAAGGGCGGUGCCAGAUGCUGCAUGACCCACAGAGUAAGCAAGCAUGUGUCUACUGUACUUUUGUGAUUCGUUGGUACAUUGUACAAGUACUGUACCGAGUAGAAGUUGAUCAUUCCCCCGUUGGCCAACCAUCAUCUGAACAAGAUAAAACUUCUUCGUGGUGGAGCUGGGUGUAAGCGCCGACAAGGAUCGUAUAAGAGUGACGAUGGACGUAAAGAAUAUUUCUUGGAUGGAUUCUCGACUAUAGUCUGAUAGGCAUGUAAGUCGUGUAAAGACACUGUCUAGCGUCGCCGCGAAGCUACUUGUAUAGCUCGUCAUGAUCAGUGACCCGGUGGCUGCACUCGGGAAGGCUGGUGAGCCCAAGAGGCCAAUCACCAUCCCUGACUUGGUCGCUUUGACCGCCAUAAACUGAAGCAAUGACAUCGACAGAGCUUUGAGACCUGCGCUAACUGGCCGUCACUGACAUUCCGUGCUGAGGGGUAUUUGGGACGAGUACGAGUACAAUAGCAUGAGACGAAGGGAUGAUGGCUCUGGGACAGAAUGAAUGUGGCAGAGUAGAUGAAUAUAGAAGUACAAUAGUCAUUAAGGCCAUGGCAUGCAAC